Molecule: messenger RNA, 327 nt
Organism: Colletotrichum karsti
Lineage: Eukaryota; Fungi; Ascomycota; Sordariomycetes; Glomerellales; Glomerellaceae
Exons: 2
Coding region: 1-327 (108 amino acids)
Source: RefSeq, a predicted model, not a curated record
AUGUCGGACGACGAAGGAGGCCUGUUCUGCAUCGCCAUCGACUCCGACGAGGAGACCAAGGCGAAGCCCAGGGACCAGCAGACCGAGGAGGAGUUCCAGCAGCUCAGGAGGACGUACAGGGUCAAGGAGCAGAACGGAGAGGCGACCAAGCCGGUUCUUCAAGAAGUCCUGCACGCGGUCGAGGAGCUGUACUUCCUGCGGCGGUUCGACGAGGCGGCGGCGUUCGCGAGGCGGGUCCUGGACGGGAGCGAGGCGGCGCUGGACCGGGACACGAGGGAGAUGCUGGGCCGGUAUGAGGAGAAGUGCCGGGGUCGGAUGGGGAACUGA